UACUCUAUGGUUAGUUCGAUGACCCCCAGUUCAGCUUAUAUAAAAAUAUUGCUGAUGUUUACAAACACGGCGGCACAAUUUUCAUUGUUACACGGUAAAUGUUCUACAAUUAAAUCAGGAUGUCUGGACAGAUAGAGAAAAUAGUGCAAGUUUACAAAACAUUAGCUAAAAUACCCUCAAUAGUUAGCGGAAGGUUAAAUAAAAGCGGUACGAGAAUAUCUUCUAAAUGGUCAGUCAGAAACCUUGAUAAAGGCAAGAAUAGCCAGUAUAUUGUAGAUUAUGCCCUCAACGGUGAACUAAAUGUGAUUGCAGAGAGCGAGUUUGGAAUAGAUGUUAGUAACGAGUUACUGUCAUCUGUGUCACCCAACGAUACUUACAAAGCUGUGAUCAGAGAAGAGAAGAAUGGCAAAGACAAUAAGAAAUGUUACCUCGAAGUGUGGUCGAAGAGCUACCUCGCCCAUACCAUUGAUUUGACCGCACUUGAUGUCCAUGGAGAUGUCUAUGCUGAUGGUGAGUUUGGCAGUCUGGAUUGGUCACCAGAUGAAAAGAGUUUGAUAUACAUUGCUGAGCAGAAACCAAAGAAAUCGGAGCCGUAUAUUAAAAGGAAAGCAGCGGACAGUGAUAAGAAUGAAGGAAGCGGAGAUAAAAAAGUAACACCUGGUGAAGAGUACAUUUACAAACCAGACUGGGGUGAACAACUUGUUGGCAAGAAACAGUCUGUCAUUGUUAAGUGUGACCUGGAUAAUGAAGCUAUCACAAUAUUGCAAGGGGUGCCAGAAGAUUUAUGCCCUGGACAGGUUCGGUUCGCGCCUGAUGGUAAAGGCAUAGUAGGUGUCGCGUGGAAGACAGACGACCCUAGGCGCUUGGGUCUCAUAUACUGUACGAAUCGUGAGAGCCAAAUAUUCUGGCUGUCUUUUGAUGGCCUCUAUAGAAGGCUAAGCAAACCGUCAGGUGUGUCAGUACUGUCUCCCCGUUUCACCCCAAACGGGGGCUUGCUGUGGCUGCAGCGGGGCUCCGGGGGCCCCCACGACGCUUGCCACCAGCUGGUCAAGCUGGAUAGGGCUACGAUUGAAGACAUAUUAAAAGCGGAGCAAUCGGAGAGCAAAGAAACGAUCCUUAUAGACAUAGUACAGACCAGUACUAAGAUAUCGAAUGGGGAUUUCUUCGGCGUGUACACGCACAACUUGCCGGCCAAGUGUGUGUCGGCGGAUGGGAAGAGGGUCGUGUUCAAUACUGUGAAGCAGGUGGAGGUUAAUAGCUAUGUUUUGGACAUGGAAAGCGGCGCAAUAACUAACAUAUCGCCUCAGCGAGCUGGCUCGUGCUCCGUGCUCAGUGUACGCUCUGAUGUCGUGUUGGCUACCUUCUCGAAUAUCACCACUCCGGGUCAGUUAUACGUAGCGAAGUUACCCAGCCCGGGAUCAGAGCACGCAAUACAGUGGAAGCCGGUGGGUACGCCGACCGCUGUGCCGGAGGGGUUGGGCAAAGCCGAAGUGAAGUAUAUGUAUCUGGAACAUGAGGACAGUGAUGAUGCCGUCAAGUCAUUCACGGCCAUAUACGUCAGUGGGGCAACAGAGCGGUGUCCAUUGAUAGUAUGGCCGCACGGCGGGCCGCAUUCCGCUUUCGUGAACGCGUUUGCGCUGGAAACGGCUAUGUUUCAUCUGCUGGGAUUCUCUACGCUUCGCCUUAACUUCCGAGGGUCAACAGGCAAUGGAGAUGCUAAUGUGAGAUGUCUCAUCAAACACAUUGGGGUCUACGAUGUGCAGGAUUGUCUCUUGUCCUUAAAAGAAUUGAAAGAGACAGUACCCAUGAAAGAAUUGAAAGAUAAAGUGUUAUAUGGGGGGAGUUAUGGCGGGUUCCUUUGUGCCCAUUUGGCUGGACAGUAUCCGGACAUGUUUAGGGCUAUGGUGUUGAGGAAUCCCUUGAUCGAUUUGGCGACUAAGGUUAACUAUGCUGAUAACCCGGAUGGGUGUUACGUAGAGGCCGGUCUAGACUUCAAUGAGUCCGGACCUGUAACAGAAGAUGCUCUGUUGUCUAUGCGCCGCUGCUCGCCAAUAGUGCACGUCCACAAAGUGAAAACACCAACCGCACUAAUGCUGGGCUCGGCGGACAAGCGUGUGCCGGCGUACCAGGGCCUAGAAUAUGCGAAACGGUUGCACGCCAAUGGCGUUGUGCAUAAAGUCUUCAUGUAUGAUGACAACCACGCUCUGCGAACGCAAUCUGCUGAAAUGGACAACCUGAUAAAUGGAGCAGAGUGGUUCCUUACACAUUUGAAAAAUUAAAAAAUAAGUUUUUUUUUUUUGCAUUUUUUUAUAGAAUUUUUCAUGUUUUUUUUUUGUUUUUUUUCUUAUCUUGUUUUCCAUUGUUGAUUUUUUCAUAUCAUAAUUUUAGGCAACUGGUAACUUUUAUAGUGUGAGAAAGUGUAGAAAAAUAACACACGAGUGGUAUUUCGUUAUAACUUGGAGUAAAUAGUUAAUAUUCAAAUACAAAGUUCAAUUAAAUUCAAAACACCAAGUUUUAAAUUUACACUGUUUUGAUUUUUUAAAUUACUUCUUCAAUUUUCUUAAUCACAUUUGGCGUUAUUUGUAUAAAUCAUAUUUCAUUAAAAAUACUGCCAUGAUACAAGGGCGAUUAUAUUUUUUAAAAUAAUAAUACCUACUUUAUAUAUUUGUAACAAUUGUACUGAUGAACUUGAUAUUGUGUAAGUUCUUAGGCGAUAAGAAUAUAACAUCUAGUUUGUAUUUUAAACAGUUAUUUUUAAUAAAUUUAGAAAAAAAAAAA
Molecule: messenger RNA, 2778 nt
Organism: Zerene cesonia (dogface butterfly)
Lineage: Eukaryota; Metazoa; Arthropoda; Insecta; Lepidoptera; Pieridae
Product: acylamino-acid-releasing enzyme-like
Exons: 15
Coding region: 120-2279 (719 amino acids)
Biological process (GO): proteolysis
Molecular function (GO): serine-type endopeptidase activity
Source: RefSeq, a predicted model, not a curated record